AUGAAGAAAGAUGGAAAUGAUAAUAACAAAUUAUCAACUAAGGAAAUGAACAAUUUCCGCUUGAUGACUCAGAUGAUAGAAUUAAAAAAAUAUAAAAAGGCACUUAAAACAUGCGAACAAAUACUUAAAAAAUAUCCUAAAAAUGGUGAAACAUUAUCAGUAAAAGGUUAUUUGUUAAAUCUGAUAGAUGAGAAUAACAAAGAAGAAGCAUUUAAAUAUGCAAAAGAAGGUAUAAUAAAUAACUUAUCGAGUAGUUUUUGUUGGUAUCUAUAUGGAUGUUUAUAUAAAAAUUAUAAAAAUUAUGAGGAAGCAUUGAAAUGUUAUAUGAAAUCAAUUAAGUUAAAUAGGCACGAUCAUAAAGCAGUAAAAGAGGCAUCCGUUCUUUUAUUAUAUUUAAAUAAAUAUGAACAAUUUAAAGAUUUGCGUAUAGAUACAUAUAAAGAUAGUGCAAAAGGACCAAAAGAUAAAGCUCUUGUUAUAUUUUCCUAUCAUCUGUUAAAGCAAUAUGAAAAAUGUUAUCAUCUUAUUAAACAAGUAGAAGAAGAUUUAUCCAAAAUAGAUGUAGGAAAUGAUCAAAGUGAUAAAACGAAUAAUAAUAAUAAUAAUAUUAUAACAGCAAAUGAAAAACAUCAGCUACUAGUUUAUAUGUCAGAAAUAUUAUUAGAAGGGAAAAUGUACAAAGAGUGUAUACAAUUUUUAAACAAACAUAAACAACUUGAAAAUGAUAAAUUAUGGUAUAAUCAAAUGCUAGGUUUAAUAUAUUUAUAUGAAAAUGAUAUGUCCAAAGCCAAUACAUAUUUUAAGGAAGCCUUUUCAGUAAAUUCAGAAAAUUUAAAUAUUCUUUUGUUAAUUUUGUUUACCGAAAAAGAAAUAUAUAUUGAUGAAGAAAAAAACGGUAGCAAUAAUAAAAAUGGGGAAUUGGAAGGAAGUGAUAAUGGAUCAUUGUCUAGCUUGUUUUAUCUUGACUAUAAAGAUGAACAUAAAAUGAAUGAAAAAGUUCAAAUAAAUGAAAAUGUAAAGGUACUGUUACAUGAGUCUAUUUUAGAUAUAUACGGAUCCAAAAAGAAUUUAAAACUAUUAUCAUAUAUUGAUAAAAAUAUAUUAAAUGAUUAUGUGUGUCAUAAUCUUGAAAUGAAAAAGUAUGAUGUAUACACUGUGUCUGAAUUAAAAAAUUUUACAAAUAUAAAUCCAAUAAAUCCUGAAAACUUUAAAAAGGGAAUCGACGAAAGUAAUAUAGAUAAAUUUAUAGAAUUGUUAAAAGAAGAUAUAAAGAAAGAAUGUCAAAAUAUAAGUAAUAAUACUGUAGAAAAUUAUAACAACAUUCAAUGGUCAAACAAAAUAGGAUUUGAUUUAUUUUAUUACCCCAAAAAAAGAGUAGAAAAAUCUAUGGAUAUUUUAUAUUUUUAUAAGAUUAAAAAUUUAAAUGAUAAAGAAGAAAAAUGCAUUGAAACAUAUUUUACAAAUUUACAAAAUAAAUAUGAAAACUCAAAUUUAUUAAAAAUAUUCCCUUUAUAUUUUUAUAAUGAAACAAAAUUUUCUUAUUAUAUAGAAAAGUUAUUCCGAAAUUUAUGUUUUCAAAAAUGUUUUACUAUAUUUAAUUAUAUAAAACCAAUUCUUACAUAUAAAAAUGUUAAAAUAUUGCUUUUCCUAUUACACAAAUAUAUAAAGAAUUAUGAUGAGACCAAUAAAUUGUGUGAGUUUGAUAAUGAUUAUGCUUCGAGAGAUAACAACUCAAAUUCUUAUGUCAUAAAUAACAUUGAAAAAAAUGAUUUUGAAAAGAGAGAAGAUUCAAUUAAUGAAACCCUCAAUGGGGAUUUAGACAAAAAUAAAACAUCAAAAGAUGGAAACUGUUGUAAUGGUACAAUAGAAAUAAAUAAUAAUAAAUCUGAUGAAGUAGAAACUGAGGAAAAUUAUAUGUCUAACGAAAAAAAUAAAAUGAAGGAUAUGAUUGGAUCAUCUUCUUCACUAGGAAUGUAUGUAGAAGGAAUGCAGAAUGGAAACAUAAACAAUAAAAAUAAAAUGAACAAAGGAACCACGACUCAAGUUAAAGAUAAAAAACCAAAAGAAGAAAUAAAACCAAAAUUAAAUAAAAAAAUUUUAACUAAAGAAGAAAGAGAUGAAAUAUUUAUGCUUUGUAUUUAUUCAUUUAUAAGUCAAUUAUAUGAUUAUAUUAAUUGUGUAAAAGAUUCUUUAUAUUUUAUCGAUAAAUGUAUAAAUAAUAUUAAACAUAAAAUCAAUGAAGAAUUUAAAUAUGAAUUAAUUUUUACUAAAGGAUUAAUUUAUAAAAGAAAUGGAAAUUAUUUAAUGGCAUUUAAAUAUUUAGAUAUAUGUAGAAAUCAUAAUAUUGGUGAUAGAUUUAUAAAUUCGAAAACAGUUAAGGUAGGUUUAAAAUGUGGACUUAUAAAAUAUUCAAGAAAAAUGGCUACACUUUUUACUAACCCAUUAGAUAACAACUUUUUAAAAAAUAUAACCGAUACUCAAUGUUUUUGGAUUGAAUAUGCAUUAGCCUUAAGUUAUUUUAACCGACAUAUGAAUAUACAUCUAAAUGGAUCUAUUAGUGAACAAGGAGAAAAGUUCUAUCAAUUUAAAACGGCCUCAUCAAAUGAUAUAUCUAAUGAUGUAUCUGCAUUAAAUUUAGGCCAAGUUAUUUCCGAUGAAAAUGGAGGAGAGCAAAUUACACUAAGCUCAAAAGUUAUAGCAGAUAAUGAUCUUCUUUCACUAAAUGAGCAUAAUGAUUAUAGCAAGUCAUUAUUUUUUUUGCAUCUAGGGCAUAAACAGUUUAUUGAUAUACAUGAAGAUCACUUAUGUUUCUAUUACUAUGUGUUAAGAAAAGUAUUGUACAGAUCAUAUAAACAUUUGUUGUAUAUGUCUGGUCAUGUUUUUUCUAGCCGAUUUUACAGAAGAUUUGGAAAAUUAUUAAUUAAAAUUUGCAUACAUAUGAAUGAUAUUGGAAUGAAACCUAAAACUGAUCAAAGCAAAAAUAAUAAAAAAAAAAAUAAAUCUAAUACUACACCGAAUCCUAAUGAAGAUAAAGAAAUUUAUGAACAUAUGAAAAAGGAUCCCUUAGAAAAUGCGAUGAUAUAUAUGAAUACAUUUUUAUCACAACCUAAUGCAGAUAUUUCCGUAUACGCUUUGAAUUAUGAGAUUGAAAGAAGAAGAGGAAAUGAUUAUAUCAAACUUAUCAACAUAAUUAAUGAGAUAAAAAAAUUAUUCCCUUAUCAUAAUUAUCACUACAAACUAGCACCGUUAAUAUCACACUAUUUGUAUUCAGUAUCCAAGGACAAUGUUGAUGACGAAAAAAUGAAAGAAAUUGCAAAAAGUUUGAACACAAUUUUAGGAUUAAAUUAUGAUACAUACAAUGAGGAAAUUCUAAAGAAAGAGAGAACAAACUAUAUCAAUAAUUUUAUGAAAUUUUUUAAUGAAAAUAAAAAAGGAGAUUUAAGAUAUUUACAGUCAGCCCUCGAAAUUUACAUACAUUGUAAUGAAAAAAUAAGCGACGAUAUUUUAUUAAAUAAAUAUAUGGAUCCAAGGAAAAACAAAUUAGGAAGAUGCUUCAAAUUCUUUACAUUUUUAAUUAAUCACAAAAAAAAUCAUUCAGAGUUAUCAGAAGCAACAAACCGAUUUAAGGAAUUGUGUAAAGAGGUAUAUCCUUUGGCAACCGCAUUUCAGUAA
Molecule: messenger RNA, 3672 nt
Organism: Plasmodium vinckei vinckei
Lineage: Eukaryota; Apicomplexa; Aconoidasida; Haemosporida; Plasmodiidae
Product: N-alpha-acetyltransferase 15, NatA auxiliary subunit, putative
Exons: 5
Coding region: 1-3672 (1223 amino acids)
Biological process (GO): N-terminal peptidyl-methionine acetylation
Cellular component (GO): cytoplasm
Molecular function (GO): protein-N-terminal amino-acid acetyltransferase activity; protein binding
Source: RefSeq, a predicted model, not a curated record